AGUCGGAAAUUAGUUAGUUCACGGCAGCUGCAAAGAUGCAUUCGACUACGAGACGUUUGGCCCUAGUCGGUAUCCUGGUGGCUCUGGGUGUCACCGCCUUUGCCAAGCCACAUGGCAGUUGGAGCAGCGGUGGUGGCGGCGGCAGCGGCGGUGGAGGCUGGUCCUCGGGCGGCAACAAGAUCAGCAUCAGUGCCUGGCCCUCCAGCGGUGGUUGGUCCUCCGGCGGAGGAGGUGGCAGUGGCUGGCAGAGUGGCGGUGGAGGAGGAGGCAGUGGCUGGAAAAGCGGCGGAGGAGGCGGCAGUGGCUGGCCGAGUAGCGGAGGAAGCGGCGGUUGGUCCUCCGGUGGAUCCUCGGGCUGGCCCAGCGGCGGAGGCGGCGGUAGCUCUGCUUGGAAACUGAGCUCGAUUGGUGGAGGUGGCGGUGGAUCCGGCUGGUCGAGUGCCUUGUCCGGCCUGUCCGGAUGGAAGUCCCAGGCCUUGUCAGGCCUAAGCAGCGGCUGGAAGAGCGGCGGAGGCGGAGGAUGGUCAAGUGGUGGAGGCGGCGGCGGCUCUGGCUGGAAGAGCGGCGGAGGCAGUGGAGGCAGCGGCUGGUCCUUGGGCGGCGGCAGCUCCUCAGCCUGGCCCAGCAAGAGCAGCAGUGGCUGGUCAUCCGGCGGCAGUGGCGGCGGCGGCGGCGGCGGCUGGAGCUGGUAAUGCACAGAUGCGUGAUCCACAUGGCAACAGGCAACGAGGCGACAAUAGACACUGCUCCACUUGUACAUAAAUAACAUUUCUCUUCUUAAAUUUAACCGAAUUAAUUUUUUUUUUUUGCAUUUCUUAAUAUGCCAAUAAAUGUUACAACACUUGUAA
Molecule: messenger RNA, 848 nt
Organism: Drosophila guanche
Lineage: Eukaryota; Metazoa; Arthropoda; Insecta; Diptera; Drosophilidae
Exons: 2
Coding region: 36-692 (218 amino acids)
Source: RefSeq, a predicted model, not a curated record